ACGGUCCCCACUACAACUACAGCCCCCACAACAACAACAACUCACACUACAAACAGAGACUCAACAACAAUUGCAAGCCAAGCUAUAACUACAACUGCAGCCCCAACUAAAACCGAAGCCCAGACAACAACUUCAGUCCGAACUACAAUUACAGUCGCCACUACAACUACAGCCCAAAAAACAACCACAAAUCCCACCACAACCACUAAGUCAACUACAACUGCAAGCCCAACUACAACUACAGCCCCCAGUAGGACCACAAGCCUAACUACAACUGAAGGCCUGACAUCAAACGUAGCCCAAACUAAAACAAUUGCCCCAACCACAACCACAGUCACUAUUGCAGCUACAGUGCCAACUACGACUGAUUCCCGAACUACAACCACAGCUGCUACUACAAUCACAGACUCAACUACAACUGUACCCUUGACUACAACCACAGCCCCAAAAACGACAGAAGAGGAAACUCCAACUGCAGCCCCAACUACAACCUCAGCCACAAAAACAACAGCAGCAGAAACUACAACUGCAGCCCAAACUACAACCAAAGUCCCAACAACAACUUUAGCCCCGACAACAACAAAAGCCCCAACUACAACAGCAGCCCCAAGUACAACGCCAAUCAAAACAACGACAGCCCCAAAAACAACCACAAAUCCCCCUACAACCACAGCUUCAACUAGAGAUUCAAGCCCAAAUACGAGCACAAUACCAACGACAACAGAAGGCCCAACAACAACGGUUGCGCCAACUACAAUCACAGUCCCUAGUGCAACUGCAGCGCCAACUACAACUGGUGCCCUAACUACAACCACAGGUCCCACUACAAUCACAGCCUCAACUACAACUGCAGCACUGACUAAAACCACAACCCAAACUAUAACCGCAGCUCCAAAAACAAUUGCAGCAGAAACUACAACUGAGGCAUCAACUACAACCGAAGCCCCAACUGCAACCGCAGUCCGAACUACAAUAAAAGCCCCAACAACACCAGCCUCAACUACAGCAACAGAUCCCCCUACAACUACAGCCCCAACAACAACAACAACUCCCACUAUAACCACAGCCUCAACUACGACUGCAGCCCAAACUACAACCACAGUCCCCACUAUUUCUACAACCCCAAGUACAACUGAUGCCCCAAAUACAACCGCAGCCCCCACUUCAACCACAGCCCCAAAUACAACUGCAGCCCAAACUGCAACGACAUCCCCGAUUACAAUUGCAGCCCAGACAACAACUGCAGCCUUGACUGCAACUGCAGCACCAACAACAACAAUAGUUCAAACAACAACUGCUAUUAAGGCUACAUCAAGAGCCCCAACAACAACAGUAGCCCAAACUACAACCACAGUCCCCAUUAAAACUAAAGCCCGAACUACAACAAAAGCUCCCACUACAACAAGAGCCCCCACUACAACGACAGCCCUAACUGCACCAACAAUAACUGCACCUAAAACUACAACUGAAAGCCCAACUACACCAGCCCCAACUACAACUUCAGACCUAUCCACAACUGCAGCACCAACAACAAAUGCAGAUCAAACAACAACUGCAGCUCCAACUACAAUUGCAGUGCCCACUACUACUGCAGCCCCAAAUACCACUGAAGCAGCCACUACUACAGCAGCACACACUACUACUGCAGAACAUACAAUUAAUGCAGCCCAAACAACAACUGCAGCACUGACAACAACUGCAGCCCCAACUACAACAUCAGCUCCAACAACAACUACAACACCUACUACAACUAAAGCACUGACAACAACCACAGUCCCAACUGCAGCUACAGCACUAACUACAACUACAAGCCCAAAACCUCCAACCCCAGCUACAAUUGCAGCACCAUCUACAACUGUCUCCCCAACAACAACUGCAGCCCUAUCAACAACUCCAGCACCAAAAACAACCGCUCUUCUAACUACAACUACAGCGCCAACUACAACUGCAGACCCGAUGACAACUGAAACUCCAACUACAACUGUAACCCAAACUACAACUGCAGCUGUGUUGACAACUAAAACCCCAACUACAACUGCAUUCCUGACUACAACUGCACCUGAGACUACAACUGCAGCCCAGACUACAACAACUGCCCCAACUACAACCGCAACCCUAGCUAUAACCGCAGGCCCAUCUACAACUGCAGCUCCUACAACAACCAGAACUCAUACUACAAUGACAGCUUCAACUACAACUGCAACCCUGACUGCAACAACAGCUCCCACUACAACCACAGCCCUAACUACAACUGCAGCCCCGAUUACAAGUGCAACCUCAACUACAACUGCAGCCCAGACUACAACCACAGCUCUCACUAGAAGACCUGCCCCAACUACAGCCAUAGCUCCAUCUACAACUGCAGCUCCUACAACAACCAGAGCUCAUACUACAACAACAGCUUCAACUACAUCUGCAGCCCUGACUACAACAACAGCUCCGAGUACAAACACAGCCCCAAUUACAACUUCAUCCCCAACUGCAACCACAGCCCCAAGGACACCAGCAACCCCGAUUACAACUGCAACCCCAAUUACAACUGUAGAUGUGACUACAGCUAAAACACCAACUACAACAGCAACCCAAAAUACAACUGCAGGGCUACUUACAACCGCAGGCCCAUCUACAACUGCAGCCCCAAGUACAACUGCAACAUCAACAACAACUGCAGCUGCGACUACGAGUAAACCCUAUACUACGACUGCAGCCUCAACUACAACCAUAUCCCCCAUUACAACCGCAAACCAAACUACAACUGCAGCUGUGACGACAACUAAAACCCCAACUACAACUGCAUUCCUGACUACAACUGCAGCUGCGACUACAACUGCAGCCUCUAUUACAAGUGCAACCUCAACUACAACUGCAGCCCAGACUACAACCACAGCUCUCACUACAAAACCUGCCCCAAAUUCAACCAUAGCUCCAUCUACAACUGCAGGUCCUACAACAACCAGAGCUCAUACUACAACCUCAGCCUCAACUACAACUGCAGCCCUGACUACAACAACAGCUCCCAUAUCAAACACAGCCCCAACUACAACCGCAGCCCCCACUUCAACCACAGCCCCAACUACAACUGCAGCCCUAACUGCAGCAACAUCUCCAAUUACAAUUGCAGCCCCGAUGACAACUUCAACUCUGACGACAACCGCAACCAAAACUACAACCAUAGCCCUCACUACAAGAUCUGCCCCAACGACAACUGCAGCCCCAACUACAACUGCAGCUCCAUCUACAACUGCAGCUCCUACAACAACCAGAGCUCAUACUACAACCUCAGCCUCAACUACAACUGCAGCCCUGACUACAACAACAGCUCCCAUAACAAACACAGCCCCAACUGCAACCACACAACCAACUAAAACUGCAGCCCUGAAUAUAACCGCAACCCCAACUACAACUGUAGCUGUGACUACAAAUAAAACCCCAACUACAACAGCUGCCCCAAGUACAACUGCAGCCACAAGUACAACCAUAGCCCCAUCUACAACUGCAGCUCCUACAACAACCAGAGCUCGUACUACAAUCACAGCCUCAACUACAACUGCGGCCCUGACUACAUCAACAGCUCCGACUACAUCCACAGCCCCCCUUACAACGGCAACCCCAACAACAACUGCAGCUGGGACUACAACUAAACCCUAUACUACAAAUGCAACCUUAACUACAACCAUAGCCCCCACUACAACCGCAACCCCACCUACAAAUGCAGCCCUAACUACAACUGCUGCCCCGACUAUAACUGCAACUCCAACUACAACCGCAACCCAAACUACAACUGCAGCUGUGACUACAACUAAAAUCCAAACUACAACUUCAGCCCUGACUACACCUGAAGCUGUGACUACAACUGCAGCCCAGACUACAACACUUGCCCCAAUUACAAGGACAGCCUCUGUUCCAACUACAACUACAGCACCAACAAAAAAGGCUGUACCCGCUACAGCUGCAGCCCAGAGUACAACGACUGCUACAGCACCGACGGCAACAACGGCAGUGCCUUCUACAACUAAAGCACCAACAACAACGGCAGCUCUACCUACAACAGCACCAAAAACAACUGCAUUGCCAACUACAACUACAACUCCAGCUACAACUACAGACCCAACUACACCUACAACACCAACUACAACUGCAGCACCUACUACAACAGCAGCCCCAACUACAACUGCAGCCCUAUCGACAACUGGAGCCCCAACUACAACUACAGCUCCAACUACACCUAUAGCAUCAGCACCUUUUACAAUGGCAGCACCCACUACUACUGCAGCCCCCACUUCAACUUAUUCUCCAACUACAACUGCAAUUCCAAUGACAGCCACAACACGUACUACAACGGCAGAACCCACUACAACUGCAUCUGCAACUACUACUGAGGCCCAAACUACAACUACAGCACCCACUACAACUGUAGCACUUACUACAACAUACAACUACAGCCCCAAAUACAACCAAGGCUCCCGCUACAACCACAGCCCCCACUACAACUGCAGCCCAGACUACAGUAACAGCACCAACAACAAUUAUAGCACCAACAACAACUGCAGCCGUGAUGACAACGGAAGCCCCAACUACAACUGCAACCCCAACUACAAAAGCAGCCCAAACUACUACUACAGUCCCGACUAUUUCUACAGCCCCGAGUACAACUUAUGCCCCAACUACAAUCGCAGCAUCCACUACAACCACAGCCCCAACUACAACUGUAGCCCUGACUGCAACUGCAGCCCCAACAACAACAGCAGCCCCAACUACAAUGACAGCCUCAGCUACGACUGCAGCCCGAAGUACGACUACAGCCGUGACUACAACAGAUGCCCCAACAACAGCACCAACGACAGCAGCCCCAACUACAACUGCAAUACCAACUACGGCAGUGACAACUGGAUUCCCUACUACAACUGCAGAACCAACUACAACCUCAAUCCCCAGUACAACUACAGCCCCAAAUACAACCAAGGCUCCCGCUACAACCACAGCCCCCACUACAACUGCAGCCCAGACUACAGUAACAGCACCAACAACAAUUAUAGCACCAACAACAACUGCAGCCGUGAUGACAACGGAAGCCCCAACUACAACUGCAACCCCAACUACAAAAGCAGCCCAAACUACUACUACAGUCCCGACUAUUUCUACAGCCCCGAGUACAACUUAUGCCCCAACUACAAUCGCAGCAUCCACUACAACCACAGCCCCAACUACAACUGUAGCCCUGACUGCAACUGCAGCCCCAACAACAACAGCAGCCCCAACUACAAUGACAGCCUCAGCUACGACUGCAGCCCGAAGUACGACUACAGCCGUGACUACAACAGAUGCCCCAACAACAGCACCAACGACAGCAGCCCCAACUAUAACCACAGUACCCACUACGUCUACAGCCCAAAGUACAACUGCAUCCCCAACUACAACCACAGCUCCCACGACAACCACAGCCCAAACUACAAGUGCAACCGCGCCUACAACUAA
Anguilla anguilla (European eel) is the source of this 5475-nucleotide messenger RNA. Its product is annotated as mucin-2-like. The annotation marks the transcript as partial. NCBI's taxonomy places the organism in Eukaryota, Metazoa, Chordata, Actinopteri, Anguilliformes, Anguillidae. The record is from RefSeq and is a predicted model, not a curated record. The transcript has 3 exons.